This is a messenger RNA of Durio zibethinus, 837 nucleotides long. RefSeq lists its product as uncharacterized. NCBI's taxonomy places the organism in Eukaryota, Viridiplantae, Streptophyta, Magnoliopsida, Malvales, Malvaceae. The record is from RefSeq and is a predicted model, not a curated record.
CUCCCAUUUCCCCCCGCUUUCUCCCAAUGUUUUCUCAGUGGCUAAGAUCACCAAGCAGGGGAAACUCCUCACCAAAAUCACCCUCUCAUUUCUCUUCCUCUUCAUUCAAAGACAUUAACGCUAUCCUCAAAGAGGAAGAGGAGUCUCAAAUCUGUCCUCAAUCCCCCAAAAGGCCGUCCAUUUUCCACCGUGUCAAGCUUUCAACCUCAGUCCUCCGCGCCUGGGCCCACCGCCAUGCUCCUUCCCCUUCAUCCCAACCUUCCAUUACCCUCCCCAACGUUGAUCAAAGCAUCGUCGUCUACUUCACCAGCCUCCGUGUCGUCCGCAAGACCUUCGAAGACUGCAAGACCGUCAGAUCAAUCCUCCGAGGGUUUCGUGUCCCUGUAGACGAACGAGAUUUGUCGUUGGACUCUAAUUUCUUAGACGAGUUGCAAUGUAUCUUCGGGCGCAAAAGCUUUACCCUUCCGUUGGUUUUCGUUGGUGGGAGGUACGUCGGUGGCGCAGAGGAAAUCAAACGGUUAAAUGAGUGUGGAGAACUGAAGAAGAUGAUUGCUGGGUUACCGUUGGUGGUGGGGUCCAGUGUCUGUCAUUUAUGCGAAGGGCUGAGAUUUGUUCUUUGUCGCCAAUGCAAUGGUAGCCAUAAGAUCUACUCUGAAAAAUUUGGGUUUCGAACUUGUACUGAUUGCAACGCUAACGGUUUGAUUAGGUGCCCAUCUUGUUGCCCCGGUCACCAUCGAGUUACCUACUCCUUCUCCUAGCUUAAAAAGAUAGGAUUAAUAAAACAAAACAUAGACAACUUUAUUUUCUUCAACCUCUUGGGAUCUGAACAACACAAUG